This is a messenger RNA of Hippocampus comes (tiger tail seahorse), 4037 nucleotides long. It is a transcript of the gene trpv4, whose product is annotated as transient receptor potential cation channel, subfamily V, member 4. Gene Ontology annotation, molecular function: calcium channel activity; protein binding. Gene Ontology annotation, cellular component: cilium; plasma membrane. The record is from RefSeq and is a predicted model, not a curated record. Lineage: Eukaryota; Metazoa; Chordata; Actinopteri; Syngnathiformes; Syngnathidae. The transcript is spliced from 17 exons. Gene Ontology annotation, biological process: osmosensory signaling pathway; calcium ion import across plasma membrane; actin filament organization. The coding region runs from base 295 to 2916 and encodes 873 amino acids.
GCCAAGUUAGUAAAUGACAACUUUACUCCACCCAAAAUCACACGAAGAAGCAUGCGUUGUUCUGUUGCUGCUGUUUCUGCGGCGGUUUGGCCGUUUCAGGUGAAGCGUGAAGGUAAGUCAGAAACUGAAGACAGACUAAAAUUCAACUUUGGGUGCGUGGAAGCUAUGGAAAUGGUGAAGAAUUGAUAAAGCAAAGAAAUUCAACAAGCCUAGCGGAUUAAGGUUCAACCCAUGCUUGAACAUCAUUUCCACUUCGCUUGAACAGGAAUUUAUCACACUGUUGUGAUAAAAGUGAUGAAUGAGGGUCGCUCUGCUACGACCCUCCUGAGAAGGUGCCACCUUGCCCUGUCCAAGGCCGACGCCGUCGGCUCUCUCCCAACCAGCACAGCCCUCUCUCUCGAUCCAAGCGAUGGCGAUCAGGCUGGGAAUGACGGGCAGUUCUUGUCGGAGUUCUCAGAAUUGUUUGAGAGCGUGGAUGGCUCCCCAUCUACUCAGGACCGUGGGCAGGAUUCGGCCCAGGAAACGGUUCAGUCCGGCCAGGCUGCAGUGGAUGGGAGACCAAACCUGCGGAUGAAGUUCCAAGGUGCUUUCAAGAAGGGCAUUUCAAACCCCAUGGAUCUACUGGAAUCCACCAUAUAUGAAUCAAACGUUGUUCCAGGUCCAAAGAAAGCACCCAUGGACUCCCUCUUUGACUAUGGCACUUACAGGAACACGAGUAACCAGAAACGACGCAGGAAGAAGUUGCCGAGAGGUAAAACAGAGACAUCCAAUGUAGACGGUGCAAGUGAGGACCCCCCAAAGGUUAUGAAAGUCUUCAACCGCUCAAGCCUCUUUGAUUGUGUGUCACGUGGGGAUCCCGAGGCCCUGGAGGGUCUGUUGGAGUACUUGCAAAGUAACGACAAGCGACUGACGGAUGAGGAGUUCAAAGAGCCGUCCACUGGUAAGACAUGUCUUCCCAAAGCUCUGUUGAACCUCUACAGCGGGCAGAAUGACACCAUCCCGCUGCUGGUGGACAUAGCAGAGAAGACAGGAAGCCUGAGGGAGUUUAUUAACACGCCUUUCAGGGAUGUCUACUACAGAGGCCAGACGGCGCUCCACAUUGCCAUCGAGCGUCGCUGUAAGCAGUAUGUGGAAUUACUUGUGGAGAAAGGCGCUGAUGUUCACGCGCAGGCCAGAGGACGCUUCUUCCAACCCAGGGACGAGGGCGGCUACUUCUACUUCGGUGAGCUUCCUCUCUCACUGGCCGCCUGCACCAACCAGCCUAACAUUGUGCACUACCUGACCGAGAAUCCCCACAAGAAGGCCGACCUGAGGCGCCAAGAUUCCCGGGGCAACACAGUCCUGCACGCCUUGGUGCACAUUGCGGACAACACCAAGGACAACACCCGUUUCCUCACAAAGAUGUAUGACCUGCUUCUGAUCAAGAGCGCCAAACUGUACCCAGACUGCAGCCUGGAGAAGGUGCUCAAUAAUGAUGGCAUGUCUCCACUUAUGAUGGCGGCCAAACUGGGCAAGAUCGGGGUUUUUCAACACAUCAUCCGCCGUGAGAUCAAAGAUGAGGAUGUCCGUCAUCUGUCACGCAAGUUUAAGGACUGGGCUUAUGGACCAGUGUACUCCUCCCUCUAUGAUCUGUCUUCAUUGGACACAUGUGGAGGUGAACCAUCUGUGCUGGAGAUCCUUGUUUACAGCAGUCGCAGUGAGAUCCGUCAUGAGAUGCUGGCGGUGGAGCCCAUCAAUGAACUGCUGAGGGCCAAGUGGCAGAAGUUUGCAGCUGUGACCUUUUACAUCAACGUAAUUUCCUACCUCUUCACCAUGAUUGUCUUCACCCUGGUGGCUUAUUACCACCCGACACAGGGAACGCCCCCGUACCCUUAUACAACAUCCAGCGACUACUUGCGGAUGGCAGGAGAGGUCAUUACAUUAGCAUCCGGUAUCUUCUUCCUCCUCACCAACAUUAAGGACCUCUUCUUGAAGAAAUGCCCUGGGGUGAAGUCGUUAUUUAUUGAUGGAUCCUUUCAACUGCUGUAUUUCAUCUACUCGAUACUGAUCAUCGUCACAGCUGCUCUCUACUUGUCUGGCAUUGAGGCUUACGUGUCAGUGAUGGUCUUUGCUCUUGUCCUGGGCUGGAUGAACACACUUUACUUCACCAGAGGCCUCAAGCUCACUGGUACCUACAGCAUCAUGAUACAGAAGAUUCUUUUCAAAGACCUGUUCAGGUUUCUACUGGUGUACGUACUUUUCAUGAUUGGCUACGCGUCAGCUCUGGUAUCCCUCCUCACCGUGUGUCCACCCCCGGGCACGGACUGUGAUGGAGACUGCCCGACGUACCCCAAGUGCAGGGACCAUGACACCUUCAGUAUCUUCUUACUGGACCUCUUUAAACUGACCAUCGGGAUGGGAGAGUUGGACAUGAUCCACAGUGCUCAGUACCCUGCAGUUUUCCUCGUUCUGUUAGUGACUUACAUCAUCCUCACCUUUGUGCUGCUGCUCAACAUGUUGAUCGCCUUGAUGGGGGAAACGGUGGGCCAGGUGUCCAAGGAGAGCAAAAAGAUCUGGAAGCUGCAGUGGGCAACCACCAUCUUGGACAUCGAACGCUCUUUCCCACUUUGUAUUCGCAAGUCAUUUCGAGUAGGCGAGAUGGUUACUGUAGGCAAGAAUUGGGAUGGAACACCUGACCGACGAUGGUGCUUCAGAGUGGAUGAGGUGAACUGGUGCCACUGGAAUCAAAACUUGGCAAUAAUCAAUGAAGACCCAGGCAAGAAUGAGACCUGCCAGGCCAACGGCCUGCAACAAAGUGUCAGAGGCUUGAGGAGGGACCGCUGGUCCACCGUGGUCCCACGGGUGGUGGAGUUAAGUCGGGGUCCGCGGCCUCGCGAUCUCGUGAUAGAGAUGGAGCCCCUUACGUCCAGGCAUUGACGGGAACAGACGACUAAGGCUAUCAUCUUAGUUACAAGACAACGAGAGAUUUGUGUCCAUGAAGGAGAUCAACCGUUUCAGUGCACAUCUCGCAUGUGCCUUUUAUUCAUGGGACCGAAUUGGAAAUAUUAUUUCUCGAAAUCCAAAGGGAUUAUGAGGUGCCCUUAUAAAUGGAUAAAUUGGACAAUGGAUGUGCAACAUGUCCAAUAAACCGCUAUUUAUGGAGAAAAUCAAGAAUAUUAAUGACCUACUUUGGCUGGAAUAUAUGUCACAAAACAUCAUAAAAAUUUUACUCAGGGACUUGACACGGUCAGAAUAUUGUAUUCCCAUAAUUGAGUCCUCCAGAAUCAUGAUUACUGAAUCAUGAUGCAAACAGUGCAAAGAGUGAUUCAGAUCUCGAACGAGACAUUCUCAGUAGGAUGAAAACACAUCAAUAAAUAUUUUUCUAGUUUAGGAUUGUGAGUGUUUGCUAGGGUUAUGUUAGUGAUUUCUGUCUGGUAUUAACAAUAUAUUUUUUAAAACUAGUCUUAAGCCUCGGCUGCUGCUAAGGCCGGAAUCUUUUAUCGGAGCUAAACAAUGCACUGUGCUCAUUCAAUAACUGUAUUAUUGUCGCAAAACAUAGACAUUGUUCUGCAAAAACGGGCCUGAUGAGCAAGGUUACAAUUGUCAAGCAAGUCGUAGACAAUAGUUUCACGUGUUAUGGUUUGUCUUAGAGUUAUUAUGCUCCUCGCAGCUGCGGGAAAUUUGCAUAAUCGACGCGAAGGCCUCGCCUGUAUUUUCUCGAGUAUGUUCACCGGAUUUGGCUCCUUGCCCUGUGCGACAUCUUGUUUUUGUGCUUCCUACUUAUGUGUAUAUGCUGCAUGUAAUGCAUAUUCAUAUUUGAGUUAUUGCGCUUUAAUUGGAACAGUUAAAGAGGUAUGGAGAGAGUGUUCGUUUUCAUUGAAUGCUUCACACCUGAAGGUCACAGGUCACAUUUCACUAUGUUUACAUUCUUGUUAUGAAUAUUUUGCGUACAGUUGAUCAGUGGUCACAAAAACCCCCAAAACAAAAGAAAACAAUAAACAGAGAGAGGUUUGUGUAUUUUGUAUAUUCUUUGUUCUACAGUAUCCGUAACACACUGU